This is a messenger RNA of Homalodisca vitripennis (glassy-winged sharpshooter), 2069 nucleotides long. Its product is annotated as putative nuclease HARBI1. NCBI's taxonomy places the organism in Eukaryota, Metazoa, Arthropoda, Insecta, Hemiptera, Cicadellidae. The coding region runs from base 290 to 1540 and encodes 416 amino acids. The transcript is spliced from 2 exons. The record is from RefSeq and is a predicted model, not a curated record.
CUUCUAUCCAUUAUUCUCUAUUCUUGUGUCUUCUACAAAGUUAGUGGUAAUUCUACAGGUUAAACUGGAAGCUCGUCCACUAACCUAUACCCUCCAGUAAGACUUACAAGCUCUUACCACAGACAAUGGAUACGUUUCUAUACAGACAGUUAAGCCCCCCACACACCUUCGAACAUUUCACCCAACCUGACCUGGCGUCGUACCCAACGCCCAACCUGUCAAGUUAGACGUUUACCCCCACACUGUCGAACGUGCGAUCGAGCAGGUUGGGUGUCUUGUCAGUUGUAUUAUGGAUUUCGAGACAAGUGUAGCUGUUUGUGCUGGCGCUUUUUGUCUGAAACGACAAAAGAAGAAAAAAGAUCGACGCUUGUGGUCUAAAAAAUGGUUUUUGGACCGGAGUAAGUUUAGCCAUAUGUCGCUUCUUGCUGAACUUGCCAUUAGUGAGCCUCAAGACUUCAAAAAUUAUCUAAGGAUGAGCGAGGAAAGCUUUGAAUAUCUAUUCGGAAGACUGUGUGAGCACAUAGAAAAAGAAGAUAGCCUUUUGAGAACCUCAAUUCCUGCAAAAGAACGUCUUGCAGCCACUCUCCAGUUUCUAGCCAGUGGUAGGAGCUACGAGAAUCUGAAGUUUAGUUGUGCAAUAUCUCCGCAAGCACUAGGAAAAAUCAUACCAGAAACUUGUGCAGCUAUUUUUGAUGUUCUAAAGGAAGAUUUCUUAAAGUUUCCUUGCAAUGAAUCGGACUGGAUGAACAUAGCUGUGGACUUCAAAAAGUACUGGCAAGUUGAAAACUGUAUCGGCGCUAUAGACGGAAAACACAUAGCGAUUCGUCAACCUCCGAAAAGUGGGUCAUACUACUACAACUACAAAGGGUUCCACAGCAUUGUUCUUUUUGCUGUGGUCAAUGCUAAUUAUGAAUUCAUCUAUGUAAAUUGUGGUACUAAUGGAAGAGUAUCCGAUGGUGGCGUACUUAUGGAAACUGAUUUUGGAGAGUUGCUGGAAAAUAAGGAAUUGCACUUGCCGUCACCAACAAGCUUCGAUGACAGGAGAGACGUUUGCCUCCCUUUUACAUUCCUUGGAGAUGAAGCUUUUCCUCUGAAGGAAAAUCUUAUGAAGCCCUAUCCAAACAAAGGAAUCACCCACGACGAAAAGAUUUUCAACUAUCGGAUGUGCCGUGCUAGGAGAGUGGUGGAGAAUGCGUUUGGCAUCUUAGCGACUCGAUUUAGAGUCCUUCUUUCGACAAUGAAUGUUAGUGUAGAGAGGGCAGAAAUCAUUGUUUUGGCGUGUUGUACUUUACAUAAUUUUCUACGCCAGAAAAGUCCAACCUACCUAACUCAAAGUAGUGUGGAUUGGGAGGACACUUCAGCAGGCCAGUUAAAUGAGGGUGAGUGGAGGCAGAACACGCAAGAACUUCUUGGGUUUAAAAGAAUGAGGCGGGAUGGCAGAGAACAAUCAAUUGCCAAUGCAGUUCGAGGUUGGUAUAAAAGUUUCUAUAACAACGAAGGAAGUGUUGAUUUCCAAGAAAAAAUGAUUAAUAAGCGUUGACAGUUCGGUAUUGAGUGUAAACAAGUGCGAUGAUAUAGUUAACAACAACAAAAAUUAUAAAAUAUGUUGAUUUUGCUAUGUAGUCCUAUCUUUUUCAAUUUGAUAACUAAAUAUUGGUGAACUUUGUACAUUUUUUCUAAUUCGUUUAGAUACCAUAACUGUGUCUUAUUUAUAUUUUAAUUCGCUAACUUUGGAAAAAAGCAAUGUUGUAGUUUAUUUAAUUAUAUUGAACUUAGAAAAAAACUAAAGUGUAUUUGUUUUCCCUUUAACGUAUGCCUAAAUAUUACUGUAUUGCAAUUAUAUAUUGCAAUUUUGAUUAAUAUAUUCAUUCUUGAAAUUUAACUUUUAUUAUGUAAACUUAUUAGAUAAAAAAUUAACUUAUAUUACCCUUCAAACAUGUGCCAAAGAGCUUUUUGUCACCCACGAUAUUUUUAAUAUUGAGGUAUGUUACUCUGAAGACAGUUCUAAGUAAAAAUAAAUAGGAAGGUAGAUAGAAGUAAAACCAAAACAGAUGAAAUUCCUAGGAAAU